Panthera uncia (snow leopard) is the source of this 1919-nucleotide messenger RNA. It is a transcript of the gene SFXN4, whose product is annotated as sideroflexin 4. The coding region runs from base 124 to 1059 and encodes 311 amino acids. Lineage: Eukaryota; Metazoa; Chordata; Mammalia; Carnivora; Felidae. Gene Ontology annotation, biological process: mitochondrial transmembrane transport; monoatomic ion transport. Gene Ontology annotation, cellular component: mitochondrial inner membrane. The transcript is spliced from 14 exons. Gene Ontology annotation, molecular function: monoatomic ion transmembrane transporter activity. The record is from RefSeq and is a predicted model, not a curated record.
UCCUCCGCGCCUGGCGGGGUGGCGGCGGCCUCCCUACACUACAUAGGUCCCAGGAAGAGGAGCAGGAGGAGGAGGAAACGCGGGGGCCUGGCGGCUCCCUGGGUGCAGCGGCGCGGCCCCCGCAUGGAGCCCAACGUGCGCUUCUGGAUCACCGAACGCCAAUCUUUUAUUCAGAGAUUCGUUCAGUGGACAGAGUUAUUGGAUCCUACAAAUUUGGUUGUUUCAAUUGAAAAAAUAGAAAAAUCAAGGCAACUAUUGUUAACAAAUGAAGAUGCGUUCACACAUGACUUGGAGGACCGAAGGGUACAAGAAGCUUGGAAGAGAAGUCUUUCAACAGUGCAUCCUGACAACAGCAAACUGAUCCCCGUUCCUUUUCGGCCUGCAGCUCUCCUACCUUUCACGGCACCCAUGAUCUUUUUGUCGAUGCUGUCGGUGAAAAGUCUGAAGUCCCUGAUUUUACCUCAGGUUUCCUUCUACACCUACACUACGGCAUUCAACAUUGUCAACGGAAACGCAAGUUAUAAUCGUCGCCCACAUGAGAGUCUAUUACUAGGGACAGGAGUAAUUGCUUCUUCAUCCUUUUUUGGAUUACUCCCUCAUUUGCUCCAGAUGCGGCUGAAUAACAUGUUAUUGAAAAAAGCCCUUCCCAUCAUCAUUCUGACCCACAUCAGUGCCAUGAAUGUUGUUGCCGCCCGAAGCCUUGAGCCCAUUCGAGGGAUUGAAGUCAUGGACAAGGAAGGCAACGUCAUGGGCUAUUCCAGAAGAGCCGGGACAAAGGCCGUUAAAGAUACGGCGACGUCCAGGAUCGUGCUGUUUGGGACCUCCGCUUUUAUCCCUGAAGUCUUCUCCCACUUUUUCAUAAGGACCCAGUUUUUCCGGCAAUAUCCGUGGUCAUUAUGGACCUUCAAGCUGUCCUGUACUGUCUUAGUAAUGGGACUGAUGGUGCCAGUUUCUUUUAGUAUGUACCCACAAAUUGAACGGAUACAGUGCAAUAAGCUUGAAAAGGAAAUUCAGUCCGCAACAGAAGAAACGGAACUCUUCUAUAACAGAGGGGUAUAGGGAUGAGUUUUUGGUGAAUUUGUUCUGUUCCUGCUUGAACACCUUCCUCUCUGCUCAAGGUGCCCGUUCCGAGGACUCUGCCAGGGGUCUGGAACCCGAGGUGUCUGUGCCCCCAGGAUGGCUUACAAUUGCACAGGCCAGCGCCCUUUCCAGGCAGGCGCCUGGGGUUUCAAGCCUGGAUGAAAGGGGAAACAAGAGGCUGUCCUGUCUGGUCCACCCCCAUGGGGUUGCUGAGGGGACGGGUGAUAGAAGAUUCGAUUCUCUAGGUGUUUGUUCAUCGGCCUCUGAAGGGAUACUGUGAAAUUACUAAUAAACUUAUUAAAAGUUGAGUAUUUGGAAAAAUAAAGGAAAAGGCUCUCCCGUGCCCAGGGCCCAGGCAUUAAAUUGGUGGCCCACCUCAAGGUAAGUGGGAGCCUCUGGUGAGCGCUGAAGGCCUCCACCCCCAAAGCAAUCCUCUUUCCCUCCUCAGCUUACUCCCAUUUUGGACGACUGAAAAUCUUUGGCCCCCGGGGCCAUCCGCCUCCUUUCUCCUCUCAGGCAAAUGACCCUGCCUCCUCCCUCACAGUGAAAACAAGGCUGUGGACCAGCGGUGGAACCUCCUGGCAUCAAUUCCGCAGACCUCUUUCCACCCACGCACAGCCUUCCCUCCUCCUCGCAAGGUCAGCUCUGGGCCGGGCUCUGGGCCCUUCCAUUCUGAUUUCCUCAGGGCCUUCCGUGCCUGUGUAGCUUCCCUGCCUCUGGCCCCAGACUCCUCCCUCCUUCCCAGAAGCAAGGGAACUACUGGGGUCACCAGCCUCGUUAAAAUAGCUAACAUCCUUCCAGAGCCAAAUGUUUUCAAGGAUUGUCUCUCCUCACUGUGC